Penicillium malachiteum is the source of this 2055-nucleotide messenger RNA. It is a transcript of the gene xanB, whose product is annotated as isocyanide synthase xanB. Bases 1 to 2055 code for a protein of 684 amino acids. The record is from RefSeq and is a predicted model, not a curated record. Gene Ontology annotation, molecular function: oxidoreductase activity. NCBI's taxonomy places the organism in Eukaryota, Fungi, Ascomycota, Eurotiomycetes, Eurotiales, Aspergillaceae. The transcript is spliced from 3 exons.
AUGGUCGCCCUUGCACCUAUUGCGGAUAUGGUUCCUGCCUUAUACCCGGAAAAAUCCAUCAUGAAUCAGUUUGUUGCCUCCGAACAAGGUCAUUCAGCUGAAAAAGCACCAAUUAUUCUUGACGCAAUGGACUUAGCGUCGUCUUCGGAAUCUACUAGGGUCGCCCCCCUGGUGAUUACCGCAAACGGAAAUGCAUCUACACAACAGAAAGAAAACGGAGUCAAUGGCCACGAGAUAUCCACUACAAUCUCUGAAAUCCCCUCAAAUCUGCGCAAAAUGGCCGUCGAUAUUUUGAAAGUAAUUGAAAGUUAUGGUGUUGAUUAUGAGAAAAUUGGUGCGUCCUGGAAGGGGCUGGAGUCCUUCGUACCCACUGUUAUGGCACAGGUCGAGAAGCAGGAACCAAUUCGUAUGAUUCUUCCUGCUUUUCCCUUUAAAUCGCCCAAUUCUCGUGAUAAGGUCUUGGGUGUUUUACCUGACUUUGGGGAGGAAUUGGCUCUUGCUCACUUGAAUGGACUGUGUGAGAAUAUCGCGCAGAUAUACGAACCUGGCGCGGAUGUAUACAUUAGCUCGGAUGGGCUGGUCUAUAAUGAUCUACUCGGGGUCCCAGACGAGGUCGUUUGGGACUAUGGAGAAACUUUGCGACAUAUGGCCGUAGAGAAAGGCCUGACCCAUGUGAAAUUUAUUCGCCUUUUCGAGCUACUUGAACAUCCAUGGUUUAAAACUGAUAGCCCAGAAACAGCAAAGUCUUAUUAUCUAUCACAUGCAUGCUGUCUUCGUCGCGAGCUGAUGUUUGUCUUCGGCGACCCAACUUUUAACGCAGACGAGGCAAUUAAGACAGACAAUGAUACAUGUCUGACAUAUCGCGGGUACAUCAAGUUCUUGACCAAGGAUCUGGCUCAUCAGAAACAGCCUGAGUCGCUCUCUAAACGUGGUAGACAGGCUCAAAUUGCAUACACGGCACGUCAGAUGAUCAUCCGCGGGAAGAUGUUCGCAGCCGCCAUCCGAGCAAAUCGCAAGGAUUAUGUGCGACUCUCCAUCCACGAGUCUGCUGGCGAGAAGAAAUUAUCUGUUUCAUUGAUUCCUCAAGCUCGAGGUACUCUGGGGUUUACACCAUGGCAUGCGUCUGUGGCUAUUGGGCUUGAUGGAACAUAUCGCACCGUCCAUGCGGAGAAUGUGCGCGAAACACACGACCUCGUAUACAAAAAUGGACGACCAUAUUUCUUCCGCGAGAAAUCGGAUAUUUUUGACUGGGCUUCUGAUGGUCUCUCUGUCAAAUUUGAACAUUUAUAUCCAUGCGGUCUUAUUAUCCGUCCCUCGGAUAUCGACAACGUGAACCCGCCACCUUCUAUCACUGCGAUUCCCAUGCACAAAGUCCGGCAACUAUCGAACACAAUGUCUCCUGUCAUUCUUCGUGGAUUUGCAGAGACUGUCAACGAGGAUCUUUACUUAAGAGCCGGAUCUGAGCUUGGCAAAAUUCUUCCUGGAGCUUUGGUGUUAUUCAAAAAGUGCGCGACGCAGGCCGCUCCGAUAAAAUGGUUUGAAGAUUUCACUGAUCCUAUCACUGGGGAGACCAAGAAAGUCCAGCGACCUCCCGGUUACCAGUUCUUCACUUGUCCUGCUACUGCACCCAAAGGAAGCGGGUAUACUUUAUUCGCUAGCUCUCGACUCUUGUUCCGAUAUCUACCUCUACCAUGGACAGCUCAGCGUCUUGAAAAUGUUACAUGGGCAAUGGAUAAUGAUGGUUUCUGGGAUGCGAAACUUGAGAAUCUACCGCUGACCGUGACGCAUCCUGUUUCGGGGCUUCCUUGCUUGCGCUGGCAUCAGCCGUGGGAUUCUACCAAGACCAAAUUCUCGACUUGUGCUGUGAGGGUUGAGAACGAGGACCCGACCUUGGUGGACGUUAUUGACCGUGUUACAUAUGAUCAUCGUGUCUGUCUCCGGUUUGAAUGGGAGAAGGGCGAUCUUUUGAUCAAUGAUAAUACGGCUAUGCUACAUACUCGCACUGGGUAUGUUAGUGACUGCGAUCGGGAACUUUGGCGCAUUCAUUUCGACUAA